This is a messenger RNA of Mercenaria mercenaria, 792 nucleotides long. RefSeq lists its product as uncharacterized. Bases 1 to 792 code for a protein of 263 amino acids. Lineage: Eukaryota; Metazoa; Mollusca; Bivalvia; Venerida; Veneridae. The record is from RefSeq and is a predicted model, not a curated record. The transcript has a single exon.
AUGAGACACACCGCAUCAAUCAUUGAAAAAGAUUCAACAUUAUCGGAAAAAGCUUUGAUGGUGUAUUACAAGCUUCAAGUAUUUGAGGGUCGAUUUAAGGAGAUCGAAGAGGAGGAAAAUAAAAGGCUUAAAGAAGAAAAUAUAAGUGCAAAGACUGCAGAUAGUGAAGAAAUGCAUAAGAUGUUUGAAUUUCAGAUGAAAUUGCAUCAGGAAAUACUUGAUAAACAGAGCAAGGUGGACACUAAGAUGUCGGCAGUGAAAUUACCGAAACUAGAUAUACCAUCAUUCAAUGGAAACAAAUUAUACUGGAUAGAAUUUUGGGACUCCUUUGAGAGUGCUGUACACAAGAAGGAAGGUCUUUCCGGAAUUGAUACAUUCAACUGCCUUAAAAGUAAGCUUACGGGUGAAGCAAGGAUCGCUAUCGCCGGUCUGUCAUUGUCAAAUGAAAAUUAUGAAAUAGCUAUCCGUACAUUGCAGGAAAGGUUUGGUGACAGCCCAGAAGUAAUUGAUCUGCAUUAUAAAACAUUGUUAGAUAUUGUCCCUGCAAGAAAUUCAACGGAGAGCUUAAGGCACUUCCUUGACAAAAGUGAGAAACGUCUUCGAAGUCUUGAAGAUCUGAAACAAGAUACAAAUCAAGAGGUGUUUGUUUCAAUGAUAAGAAGGAAAUUACCCUCCGAUGUUCUUCUUCAGCUUGAAAUUAUGAAGGGAGCUGGUAGCAAGUGGUCCGUAUGUAGGCUUCGUGAUCUGUUACGUCAAUAUAUCGUGGCGAAAGAAAAGGCUGAAAAAAACUGA